AUACCCUAUUAAAAACCAGAGAUUGUUUCGAGAGGAGGGGUUUUGUGUUUGGGACACAACACCCACAGCGUAUCAAAUAUCAAACCAGUCCCUCCUUCCCUCCCUUCCUCCAAAACAAAACCCCUCUUUCGGCGACUCAUUAUAGCAAAAAUAGCCACUCUCCACUUCACUCGCUUCCCGUUUCCUCUCCCCCUUAGGGUUAGGGUUUUGCCUUUCCCCUCUUCAACCCCUACAAACCCUCUACUCGCAGCUUCCAAUGGCGAGAUACAGAAGCCGUAGCAGAAGCUACAGCCCUCGUCGCCGCAGCCGAACCCCGCCACCGCGUGGAAGCAAGCGCUAUGAGGAAGAACCCCGUGAUCGCCAACGUGACCGCCGGGACCGUCGCUCUCCUGCUCCUUCCGGAUUGCUCGUUCGCAAUCUUCCUCUUGACGCCAGGCCUGACGAUCUUAGGAUUCCAUUUGAACGAUUCGGACCUGUGAAGGAUGUUUAUCUACCUAAGAAUUACUACACUGGAGAACCGAGGGGCUUUGGAUUUGUCAAGUACCGUUAUGGUGAUGAUGCUGCUGAAGCGAAGCAGCAAUUGAACCAUACAAUUAUCGGUGGGCGUGAGAUAAGAAUUGUGUUUGCCGAGGAGAAUAGGAAGACUCCUCAGGAAAUGCGCACAACCACUCGCCCAAGUAGUAGUAGCCGACAUGGAGGAAGUAAUAGACGGAGAACACCACCGAGGUCCCCAAGACGCCGAUACAAUUCUUAUUCGCGGUCACCAUCACCUGUUAGGUAUGACUCCAGGUCUAGGGAUGAUUAUCGCUCUCCAGUGCGCUCUCGAUCAAUUUCGUGCUCUCCUCCCCGUGAGACUAAGAGCUAUAGAAGGUCCCCAAGCCAUUCUCCUUUGCCUAAUGACAGAGAUUACAGGCGGUCCCCUAGUCCAAGGGCGAACGGUCGAAGUCCAUCUUUUGAAAGGGUGCCCCCACCAAACAGGUCAAGGAGUCCAAAGGUCAAGACUCGUAGUCCUUCAAUGUCUCGUUCAAGAUCUUAUAGUCCUCGCUGAGACCUGGUGGAUGCACUGCUGUUAUUUGGGUUGUUUUUGUUAUGUCACCUAUGAUGUAUGUGGGUAUUCUAGUGGCGCAUGAAUGCUCUUGUAACUGUUGCAGGUAGAGUUUCUCUAUAUUUAAUAGACUAAGCUUUGGAUGUUGACAGUGUAAAUUUUGGAUCUUAAUAGUAGCUGUUUGUGCA
Molecule: messenger RNA, 1233 nt
Organism: Cannabis sativa
Lineage: Eukaryota; Viridiplantae; Streptophyta; Magnoliopsida; Rosales; Cannabaceae
Product: serine/arginine-rich SC35-like splicing factor SCL28
Exons: 7
Coding region: 257-1048 (263 amino acids)
Biological process (GO): sperm DNA condensation; spermatogenesis
Cellular component (GO): nucleus; nucleosome
Molecular function (GO): DNA binding; RNA binding
Source: RefSeq, a predicted model, not a curated record